This is a messenger RNA of Toxotes jaculatrix (banded archerfish), 7438 nucleotides long. It is a transcript of the gene fam53c, whose product is annotated as family with sequence similarity 53 member C. The record is from RefSeq and is a predicted model, not a curated record. The transcript has 5 exons. NCBI's taxonomy places the organism in Eukaryota, Metazoa, Chordata, Actinopteri, Toxotidae. Gene Ontology annotation, cellular component: nucleus. The coding region runs from base 1432 to 2739 and encodes 435 amino acids. Gene Ontology annotation, biological process: protein import into nucleus.
UGAAAUCUGCGAGGCUAACGCUGCUAGCAGGUCCGUUAGCUGCCGUUAGCGAGCUGCUGCUCCUGGAUGCAGCCAGGCGGCCGGUGUAGCUCCGCGUUAGCCCCGCGUACCCGCGGAGCAGAGCAGCCGGAGCCCCGGAGUCCGUGAGGCUGCGGAGGAGGCUCCGUUUUCAGGCAGCAGAUUUGUUUCAUCGAGCAAAAUGGCUGAAUUUAUUGUGCCGACCUUGACAGUAGUAACGAGAUGACAUAUUAUUUAUAACGAGCUAACCGCCCAGGAUGCUCGGUAACGGCAGCUAGCCCGGUGAUGUAACCGGUGUAACCGAAGGCUCCGAAUCGGAAUAAUUUCACUGUUCUGCGCUGAGUUCAUGGCAGAAUGCCGUAAUGACAUUCACGUGGAUUCUGCUCUGAAACGGGGAAAGCGCCGCACGGACGCGUUAGCAUCCCUAAUUGAAAACAAUAGGAUCUCUUAGCCACAAGCUAGCAUCAGCCGGAGAUGCCCAGCGGCCUCAGCGAGCCCGGCGUCAGAGAGGCGGCUCGGCUCAGGCGGCACCGAGGCCUCCGCUGACCCGGGCCGCCUGUCAUCAGCACGGACCAGGGGCCAUCGUUUAACCAGGGCGAGCCACGUGUUUAACGGGAGCCUCGUUAACACCGCUGCUUCAUCCGAGCAAAUAAAAACGGAAACAACAUAAAGCUGUUUCAGCCGGGGCCCCUCCUGUCUGUGGCCCCUGACCUCGGUUCUACCAGGAGGCAAAACCCUCAUGACUCCACCAACAGAGCUGGAAAGUGAUGAAGUGAAUUAGCUGUGCUGGAGUAACUGUGCGGUCUCUGAUUAGUGCAGUGGCUGGUUGAGGCCUGUUGUCAUCUGUCAUGUUUGUCUGUGAGACACAAUCAGAGACAUUGUCUGCGCCUCUGCUGUCAGUGAUGUUUGAGACGCAGAGAGGAACUGUCCAGUGUCUGAGCAGCUGAGGUGUGAGAGAGGAGGAAGGAAUCGUUGUGAUUCAGGUGAGUUGCCAGGGGCAACAACUGACUCACAAUGUCCUUGUGAGAAUAGGCGGGGCUACCUGGCCCUGAGUUGGUGAGGAGGAGGAGUCUCAGCCACCCCACCCCCCAACCACCUUCUCGUCCUUUGACAGACCAAACCAACGGAAACACAGACGGGCGUGGCUCUCCCCUCCCUCCUCCUCCUCUUCCUCCUCUUCCUCCCCUCUCCUCCCUGUUCUCCCCCCCUCCUCCUCUACCCGUCUCCUCACCGCCUCCCUGCCUCGUCCUCCCCCUCAGCCCCCCCGUCCCCUGCCACCAUGUUGUGGUCACGCUGCUGGUGGAGAGCCUGAGGAAGCAGACUCUGGAAGGCGACCCUGCUCAGUCAGGGGACUUCUACCUGUCCCUGCUGGACCCGAAAACCCUCGCAGAGUGCUGGCCCCCAGAUGGCUUGAUGCCUGAGAGCAGCUACUGGCAGCUCUGCCCUCCCUCCAAGUCCGGCCUGCAGGGGGGGUUACUGAGCUCUAGUUUCCCCCCCGGCCCCGUGCCCCUGGUGCCCCCAGAUGCUCACCUGCAGGAGGGGGGUGAUCCCCUGGAUGGGACCCCCUCUCAGCCACAGCAGCACCGGCCCUUGGCGCCCAGCACCUCAGCAUCCGAGCUGUCUCUCCCCGGAGCGGCGGCGGCACCCCCCGGCCCCCCUCCCCCUCCUCCCCCGCCUCCUAAGCGCCACUGCCGCUCGUUGUCGGUGCCCGAGGAUCUGUCGCGCUGCCGCUACACCUGGAGGCCCAGCGCUUCACGGGUCUGGACUCCUGUUAGUCGCCAGCAGUGCCACGGGGGAGCUGGGGGAGGGGUUACAGGUGGGGGGGCAGGGGUUGGAGGGGGUAUAGGAGCAGGUGUGGCGGGGGGAGGAGCCUGUCCUCUCCGCGCCCCCAGCUCCUCUCUGAACUCGUCGCUGCACUCCUCAUCCAGCCCCACCUUCUUCAGCCUGGCGCUGUCUCCGGACUCGCCGCUGCCCUGGAGCUUCCCCUGGGACCCCAGCGAGGCGGCUGCGGGGGGAGGAGCCUGCUGCUGCUUCUUCCCCUCCCCUUCCUCCUGCUCCUCCUCGCCCUCUCCCCUCCACCCGCCUCCCCCUCCUCAGAGGCGUUUCUCUCUCUCCCCCGUGCUCAUUAGAGACUCGGCAGCAUCCACCUUCCUGCCUCCGCCUCCCGUGCCGAGCCAAGCGGCAGCACCGCAGCCGGGAUGCUCCACCGCGGCCGGAGCGACCGCAGGGGGUCCGGUGCCGGCCUCGCCCUCCUCAGCUUGCAGCACGCCGUCAUCUCUGCGGCGCAGCCUGCCGCCGCAGCUGCCACGCUGCCACUCGCAGCCCUGUGACCUGCUUCUGCUCAAACCGGGUCUGAAGAGACGCAGAGACCCCGACAGACCCUGCGCCCGUCCCGUCCUCGACUUCACCAAGAUGACUCAGACCCGCAGCAUCGACCCGCAGUGUCUGGAGCGCGGCGGCGGCAGGCUGGCCUGUGGCGGUGACGUUUGUAUGGGCAUGGAGCCCUUCAUGGGCGACUUCCGGGGCUCCUGCUCACCGGCAGAGUGCCUGGGCAGGACCAGCAUCGGACCGCUGAGCGAGAGCGACGAGGAGUGCCGCGAGGAUGAUGACGAUGAUGAUGAUGAUAGGGAAGAGGAAGCCGCCGAGCGCGAGGCAGCGCAGCAGGCAGUGUUUGAGAGGGACUGUACAGAACUCGACUUGAACUUAAUAGAAGAAAACUGACAUAUUUGUAAAUGGAAGGCUGUUUCAGUCUUUUAAUUUAGUUUUAUUUUGAAAUGAUCUGAACCCCUCGCCCCUUCCUGGACCACCGUCGUAUCAACACUCUGCGUCUCCUUGCCACCAAUCAGCAAGGCUCUCAGGAACAACACCUCUCAUUGGAUGAGCUGGAGUAAACAAAGCUGAUUGACGACAACAGUGAUGAUCUGACUACCGCCGUUAAAGGCUCGGCUCUGUGGCUUCACUCGGAAUCCUCCCGGCGGCUUCGCCGUUGGAAAGCUGUUUGUUAAAACGAGGAUCUCUUACAGAGUAACUGUGGUCGCCUGUGAUGAGAGGAAACUUCCACACUCUGAGUCCCAGUCAGGACAGUUUGUCCUCCUGAGUGUUUGACAGGAAAAUCACUCCAGUGUCUGAGCUUCACCAACCUGGAACAUCACGAUUCCCAGUCUGAACCUUCUAGCUUCAGGCUAACGCACCGACAAGCCAUCGUUCAGGUGUCUGAAGCCCAGACGCAGAGUUUUCCCACUUCACUGACUGGACUCAGACUGUUCAGGUGUCCCUCAGCGUCCCUGCUUCUUGGCGUCCAGGUGUCUUCCAGCACACAGCAGCUGAGUCUCUGUAACACACCACACUCUGAUGAGGCUGUCGCCGCACUGCAGCGCCAACCUGAACCGUCAUCACCACACCCGUGGCCCAGACCUGCACCCACACACAAGCCGAGACGCCAGAGCAGCUUUAAACUGCUGCCAGGCUUUAAAGGCUCAGUUCACCCAAACCAGAACAAACACACUUCCUCUCUUCCCUUUAGUGAACAGAUCAAAGAAGCAGCUCACCUGAGUGGAGGCGUCCUCUGCCUGAUUCCACAGGCUCCUUUUUGAUUUGAUCAUUUUUGUUUGGUUUUCAUCAAAUCAGUGUUAAUGACAAAGUAAUCUCUGAAAACCGGAGUGAUGAGGAAAUUCUCUGCGUCUGGAUUAGCUGAGAAGAUGAAAUAUGUAGAAAAUCACAGAACACACAGGUGAAGCUGUGGACACUGUCCACACUGUCCACACUGUCCUGACCGGCUGAGCCACGUCAGAGAAUCACGUCCUGAACUGACGAGAACAUCGAGGCGCUGCUCACAUUAUUUAUCAUGAUGUUUCAGUGAUGCCUGUCAGCAGCCUGUCAAUGGCACAACUUUAUUUAUAACAAUAAAUGCAGAAACAACAAAGUGUUUUUAAGACUGAAACACACACACACACACACACACACACACACACACCUGUAUAAACACUACAUGUCACAGUCGUGACCUGGGUGUAGUGAUGCGUUCAGGUUUGUUGGUGUUCUGUGGCGUCGUCCCAUCAGACUUCACUGAGGGCAGGUAGCCACUGAUGCUGUUGUUCACCUGAGUGUUUGCACAUUCCUGUCACACACCUGUCACUUAAAAACACUACACUGUGUGUGUGCGUGUGUGUGCGUGUGUGUGCGUGUGCGUGUGUGUGUGUGUGCGUGUGUGUGUGUGUGUGUGUGCGUGUGUGUGUGUGUGUGCGUGCGUGUGUUUUAGCACUGACACAUUGAAUCCUGCUGGUGGUCAUGUGACUUGUGUCCAGAUUGAAUCCAGAUCCUGUCCUGAUGAAGCUGAUCCUCUGGCUCCUGACAGUCUGUACACGUGUGUAUUAACUCAGACACGUUAUUUCAAAUCAAACUUUCGACUUCUGUGCUCAGACGAGUCGAGUUUCCACAAAAAUCGGCAAAAGAAAAUGUUAAUUAUUGCUCAUUUCCAUCCGUUUCUGUUGUGUGAACGUUAGUUGGUUCAUUCAUUCAUUGCAUUUCAAUCUGUUUCGGUGUAUUUACACCUAAUCUGGAUUUGAUCUUGAUGCUGAGGACGCACAGAACCACGAGGUGUGAACGUGGAGAAAAGUCAGCUGAAAACCGCAGCGAGUUAUGAUGUGAUUUUUUUUUCUUCCAGUUUCCCACGAAAACGAACAAAAGCUAUGUUUAAGGUCUCUGAACAUUUUACAGUUGUUCAGUUUCUCUGCGUGUCUGUGCUGUCCACAGCUGCGCUGCUGCAAAAAGGACCACAUGGUUUCUAUUACACAUUUAAGAUGUCGUACUCAGACGCACACUUCGUUCCUGCUGAUGAUUUCAGAUCAGCUCGGUUUCCUUUCUUCUGACCAACAGUUGAAAUAAUCCAUCACAGUCUCCUGUAACACACAUACUUACACAGUGUCCCCGUAAAACACACAAACAGACACAAUGUCCCUGUAAAACCGUUGUAUUCACAGUCCUCUGUCCAAAGCGGGACAUUAUAAAAAAGGUAGUGUGUGUUUUAGAUCUCAGAUGUCGAAGUGUGCCUGAAUGCACCUAAAAGGCAGAGUUACUGUUCGACAAUGUGUUUUACUACAAAAAGAAAAGUGUGUAAAUGUUGGCUGUGAUGGAUUAUCAUUAUUUGAGGCGACUUUCCUGUGAAAUGUUCAGAUAUUUAUUUAAGCAGCAACUAAGUCACUCUGUUAAAACUUAGAUUUUUUGUUUUGUUUUGUUUUAGCCAGCUGCUGAUGGAUAUGAGUGUUUGACAUCUGUCACAUUGUGACAUAGUGAAAAACAUCUGCUCGUGAUUCUGAUUUAGCUCUCUUAAAGGAACAGUUCAGUAUUUUUAGAAAUACGAUUAUGAUGCGUUUUACGUUUAUGUGUUAUGUAUAGAAGCUGGAGUCAGGACGUGAUGGUUAGCACUUACCGUGAAUUUCUGAUACCAUCUCCGACCACAGACAUGUCAACAAACUGUCUGCAAAUGCACCACAGCUGGCAGUUACAUCCAAAUAAAAUCCAGUAUUAACACUUGAACAAUCGGCUCAUUUUACAGGAGCUGAACAAACUCCUUCAAACACCUGACAUGAUGGAAUCCAGGCUGAUUAUUUGGGCUAACCACCAUGCGAUAAUGUCUGAACGCUGCCAAGCUGGAAUAAAGGGUCUUUUCCUGGUUCUUCUCAUUAAGUCGACCUCGUGUUCUCACUGCAGUCAAUCAGUUCAUUUUGAAGGGGCAUAAUUUUGGUAGCAUCUAUUGAACUAAAGCAUGUGAUCAAAUAUGAUUAAAUCAUUUGCAGUGGUAACGAGGCUGAAAUUUCUCUUCAGGUCCCAGAAUUUAGAGUAACACCAACUUUAUGUGUGGGAUCAUUCAGUCUCUUUAAACUGGACCAAACUCUACUUUGGAAAGUUUUACAUAUUUUAACUUUGACUCCAAUGUUGCUGCAGUGACUUUACACAGACUGCUGUGUUGCUCUGUAAAGUGAGACGCCAUCACAGUGACGAUGGCUUGUUUACUUACAAUAACAGCACAGAUUAUAGUCAGAGCCGCAAACUGAUAAACUCAGGGGCUCUGUGCUUCCUUUUUCCCUAAGGAGCACGUGCGCUGCUAAGUUGAAGAAUUUUGGAUCCCAUGAAGAAUUUUAGUUUAAUAAUUAUAUUAUUUAUAUAACUAUUUAUAUUUCACACUGCUUUAAACUAUAUAAGCUAAAUGGUAUGAACAGUGUGAAGACCUCUGUAAUAAAGUAAUUCUUCAUAGCUCUAAACGCUAAAAAGCAUCUGCUCAGUCCAUGGUUAGACUGGGCUACGUUUUAUUCGCACGUGUUCUUAAAUACGUCUUAUAGUUCACUUACAUCUAUUUUUAGUUACAAAUACCUGCAGAACUAAUGACGUUCCCAUCAGCCUCAGCUGGACGCUGUUUGCUGCUGAUUAGCUAAUGUUAGCAUGCCUCAAUAAAGUAAUAAACUCAUAAACAUUACACCUGCUUAACAUCAGCAUGUUAGGGUUGCUAUUGUGUUAGCAUGCUAAUGUUAGCAUUUAGUUCUAGUCUGUGUUGAGACUGAACAAACAGCGAGCUUUAAGGGAAUUGAUCGGUGUACGUUUGAACUUUGGACAGAGCCGAGUUAGCCGUUUGUCCAUGUCCAUGUCCCCUCUUUGUGCUUAGGCUGUGUCCUGACUCCAGCUCAAUACCUAACAUGUACACAGGAGACAUCUGAGAACAAUACUUGCCAAAACGUUGAAAGUUUGCUGUAAGGUAGCUUGUUAGCUUCAUGUGCAUACAAAUUCUGAACUUGGUGACGUACCAAAGUAGAUGGAAAAUGUCUAAAGGGUCAGUUCACCUAAAUUUAUAAAAUUACAACUAAUAUUAAAAAAUACAUUUUAAAAAAGUUAAUGUGUCCAGAAAGAAUGUACUUGUAACACAUAACACACACAGACACACACACUGUCCCUGUAACACACUUAUACAUCCCUCCUCCAGGUUUGUUGGCUUGUUUCUGUUGACUGGUCCAUGACACCCAGCAUAAGCCUUAACUGAACAUAAUCUACUAUUCUGUAAAUCAAAAUGUUAAAAAGAAAAAAAAGGAAAAGACAAAACUAACGGAUAAGAAAAGGAAACGUGUACUGUAGCUGUUACAUUUUUAGUCCUUCUGUUCAUUAUUUUCCGCUGUUUUUUCUUAAUAUUUCUAAUCUUAAGUCUGAGUGUGGCGACAUGUCAGUGAUGAACUGAUGAUGUUGGAAAAAAUAAAAGAUGCUUCAGGACAGAGGAGGAGCGGUCGUGUACAAAGUCAGCGGAGAGACUCAGACAUCUCUUGUCUUUUAGAAAUGUUUUUUAUUGUAUGUGAUUAAAAGAAAAACAACAACAUGGCAAUUUGAAAAGCAGUUUGUGAAUAAAUUAAGUUUAAUGAGAAUUAUUUUACAAAGAAAG